AUGGACGACUUUGACCGAGACUCCAAUGCGAGCUCGGAUAACGAACACGAUGACGAUAUUAUGAUCCACGAGGCGGAUGGCGAUGGCGAUGGCGAUGUAGAUGUAGAUGGCGAGGACGAGAAUGACAAUCCAGAUCACGAUGAAGACGACAAUGACAACGAUAACGAUAAUGAGAACGAAAAUGACGAGGAGGAAGACGAUGACCCCGACCAGCACGAGAAUGAAGACGAAGAUGACGCUCAUGACCACCAGCAAUCAAACGGUUUAGCUAACCCGGCCGUCGCUCGAACCUCGGCUACCCCCGGUCCUCUCGCUACUCCCAAGUGGAAGCCCAAGGUUCGCCCGGAAGCGCUCACCGCAGCUACGUACGAUAUCGUUCCGACUAUGGCAGCUCCCAUGGCCACCAGUGUCAAUGCGAUAGCUAUAACCCCCGAUCUUCGUUACUGGAUGACGGGUGGAAGUGACGGAUACAUCAGGAAGUACGACGGGCCCGCUACAAUCAACGGUAAAACCCUCUUAACCGUAGCGCAGCGUCAUCCAUUCGUCGACUCGGUAACCAAGGCUGGUGUCUUGAUGUCGUAUUGGGAAAAUGCCGAGCCUCAACCUGCCCCUGUGCGACAGGAAGACUUGGUACUCAGCCCCGUCUACAGUCUAGCUGUCCACUCCCAGGCCUUGUGGCUCCUGUCCGGCCUCGAGAGCGGCGGCAUUAAUCUCCAAAGCGUGCGUCACGACGAAGGGAAACGGAUUGCAUGUCUCAAGAAGCAUACCAAUGCUGUCAGCGUUCUGACUCUUUCUCCGGAUGAGAAGAGUGUAUUGAGUGGCAGCUGGGAUAAGAAUAUAUUUGACUGGGAUCUGAAUACGGGACAGGUGGCGCGUCAGUUUGAUGGAAGUGGAGGACAGAUUUCUGCCGUCGAGAUUCGGCCCAUGGGAGGACAACCGAUUCCCCCGGAAGCUAGCGAAGAGGAGAUACUAAGCGAUACGUUCUUUAGCAAUAAUACGCAUCCUGGUGCCGACGGCGACUUAAAGUUUGAGAUGGAUGGCACAUUUAGCAUGGAUAUCGAUACUGGCGUGAACGGUGUAGGAGCUAAUGGCGUUUCUGGCCAGAUGGCUAAUGGGAGAGACGCGAUGGCUGAUGGUCGAGGGAGUCCUGCGCAUGACAGCCUAUUUGGUGGUAGUCCAACAGUCGGCUCCGAUCUCUUCGGUGACAACGACGGCAUGGGCGCUUAUGAGGGGGAAGAGGACAACGAAUUUUCCCGAGCGAUGAUGCAAGAUUCGGCUCAGGAUGCCGACGUUGCAAUAGGUAAUUAUAAUAUCUCUGGUUCAGCCUUUGAACCAGGGUCGGGUCAAGUGCCAACCACCCAGCCUCUUCCUAAUUCGAACUCAUCAGACCCUACUAUAUUUGGCGACAAUGCGCUCAGUUCUUUUGGGACCGACGUAAAUAUGGACCCGUCGUCUCUGCCCUCUAUGCCGGAGUUUUCGCAGUCAAUCAACCCGGGCGACAGCACGUUAAGAUCGCAGCUAGCAGAUAUGCCGUUGCCGCAUGCUCAGGGUGGCCAAGCGGAGUUACCUCAGUCACCGUCCACUGUUUUCGCCGCCCCGCCCCCCACGCAUUACGAUAUGACACAGACUUCGGAUAGUACUUUUCUUUCCGCGUCUAUGGAUGGGACCUUACGUAUCUGGGAUCGUCGAAUGCAAAAUCCCGUGGCGCGUAUUGGGAACAGGCCUGGUAUCCCUCCUUGGUGCAUGGGGGCGUGCUGGAGCCCGGAUGGCAAUUGGAUAUACGCGGGCAGGAGAAACGGUACGGUAGAGGAAUUCAGCAUACAGAAGGCAAAGGGUGGUCGCGUAGGUUGGCAACCAGAACGGGUUUUUAAGUUUCCCGGUGGAAGCGGACCGGUUAGUUGCGUUCGAUCGAUGGUCAACGGACGGCAUCUAGUUUGUGCCUCUCACGAUAUUCUUCGACUUUACGAUCUUCGCUCCGAGCAUUCGUCUAAACACUCGCCACCACCUUUCCUAAUUAUCCCUGGCCCGCCACGCGCCGGUGUCAUAUCCAGCUUAUACAUCGACCCGUCAAGUCGCUUCAUGAUAUCAGCUGCGGGGAACCGAGGCUGGGAAGGGACAACUACCGAAGUACUCAUUGGAUACGAAAUAAACGUUCCAUCAUGA
Daldinia childiae is the source of this 2163-nucleotide messenger RNA. Its product is annotated as Transcription factor spt8. Bases 1 to 2163 code for a protein of 720 amino acids. The transcript has a single exon. The record is from RefSeq and is a predicted model, not a curated record. Gene Ontology annotation, molecular function: protein binding. Lineage: Eukaryota; Fungi; Ascomycota; Sordariomycetes; Xylariales; Hypoxylaceae.